Messenger RNA from Dentiscutata erythropus, 122 nucleotides. NCBI's taxonomy places the organism in Eukaryota, Fungi, Glomeromycota, Glomeromycetes, Diversisporales, Gigasporaceae. The record is from the annotation of a GenBank genome assembly.
CAUGUUGGUGGACGAUGAAAAGGUAUAUGUAAUUGAAGAGUUAGACGAUUGGGUUAGUAAAGCGAAGGGUUAUAAUAAAGAUCAAAAAUAUAAAGUAAAAGACCCACAUAAUACACGUGAUG